CGGUUAUCGAGCCGAGCUCUACGCGGGACGUAUAAUUUGUAAUUAAUAAAUCCGCUCAAUCGCAACUCUGGAUGCACCUGGCGAUGCGGACAUGAUCGCCGUCGCAGAACCGCCGCUGGAGUUUGUGCCGCGCGGCCGUCAGUCGUCCGCGGAGCACCCGGGACCGCAUGACCAGCCAUUGGCGCGUCACCAGCUGCCCACCACGGAGCACCUGCUGCUGCAGCGGCUCCAGAAUGUGAAUAUCUCCUCCGGCGGCCUCGAGGAUUCGCCCUCGUCGGGUGGCCAGGAGUCGUGGACGAUACGGGAGCUGUACGAUGACUACGAGGCCGCCGAGGAGCGGGCCGCCCGGCGGCGCCAGCUGAUCGAAAGGACCAAGCGAUGCGGUCCCAAGGCGGCGGCGGCCACGCAGCUCACCUCGCUGCCCCAGAGCCUCCUGCAUCCGCAGGUGGAACGCGGACGCGAGGAGCCCAUGUGCGACUAUGUGGUGAACAACGAGGAGGAGCUCUAUGUGCACCGCAACACCGUCGUUUGGACGCAGGGCUUCAACGAUGACGAUGAUGAUCACGAGAAUGGGGUGUACAAGCGCAUGUGCUUCACCAGCGACUCGCCGGUGCGCUUCGCCUGCUUCCUCAAUCGCAGCUUCGUGAGGGGACGACUGGCGCAGCUUAAGGCGGCCGUUCAGUCGCAGGAUGACCAGCUGACCGCCAUCUGUGUGAUGGAUCAGGAUGCACUGCGUGUGUACUGCAAUGAUGGCGAGGAUUUCCUGGCCAAUCUGGACUUUCCCGUCUCGCAGGUGUGGCAGACCAAGCAUGGUUUGCUGCUGGAAAAGGAUUCCAGCAAUGCCUUGAUCUCUCAUCUUUCGAUUCCCAUGCCGCGACUCUUCUCCAUGUCGCAUCCGCUGCACGAAGCCUGCCCGGUGGUCCUGAAAACCGCCACCAGCUCCACGGGCUACAUGACCGAACCGGAAUUUAGCGUGGUCUUCACCACCGAGGAUUCGGAUUUGGUGCUGCUGUACGACGCCAAGUUCUUCAAGCAUUUCGUGGCCCGGCUGCGCAAGGUGACGCCCGAGGAGGUCAACUAUGUGGGCCAGCAGCAGCAGGAGCUCAGCCAGACGCUCCUGGGUCCGCGCUCCCAGAUGGGCGGCAAUAGCUACAGCUUCAGUUCCACCAAGCAGACGGGGGCCACGCCAAAGGCGGGAAAUGCCUCGUUUCUGGGCAGGAAUAACACCACCGCCGGCCUGGGCAACCUCUCCAAGUUCGGACUCAGCCAGUCGCAGUCUUUCAGCGGAGUUCUGGGCCAAUCCAAUCGCGCUUCAUUAGGCACUCCGCUAAGCCAACUGCAGAGCAGCAUUAGCCAGCAGUCGAUGUCGGUGAAGGACAUGCGCAAAAUGACGCAUGUGAAGCCGGCCAAGCCCAUUGAGCCGGAGAUGUGUUUGGAGCACAUUUGGACCGAGAACACCUAUGGAACGCAGCGGGAAUUCUGUGAAAUGGCCACCCGGGCCUUUAUCCACACGGAUCUCGUGGGUCAGACCUUUUUGUGCUACCUGCUGGCCCGCUCCUGCCGCCUCCAGAUGGUCAGGCUCACGGGCUACGGCAGCAGCGAGGUGCAGCUCUCUACUUUGGCCGCCACGCUGGCCGCCAAGGAUGCAGUGGGUCUCUCACGCAUGCACAUGAUCGCCGUUCUCGAUCCGAGUGGUAGUUUGAUCUUGUACACCGGCACCGUGCUGAUUUCCAAGGUGCACAUUACACCGCUGCUGGCUCCAAUGGCUACUACUACUGCUGCUACUGCUGUGAAAACCCCUGCUGCAAAUCACUCUGGCAGCAGCUCCUUUGUGGAGGUGCGUCGCAGCAGUUUGCUGCCCACCAAAGCACCCGCGGAUUUGGCCGCCUUCGACGAGGAGCUGCACAUGCUGUCGCCCAUCGCUCCGCAGGCGGUUUCCUAUACGCAAAGGCAGGCGCAUAAUGUGUGCAAAUCUCUGCGAGAUCCGGCGGGCAAUCGAUUGACUCUAGUUUAUGCCACCGGCAGGAUGCUGAGGAUUGCCUUGCCUUUGCUAAACGAUACGCGAUUGCUGACCCGUUGCGUGGCCACUUUGCGGCAGGUUUUGAGCCCCGCACAGUUUCUGCACUUUGUGAUCCGCUGGUACAGCGCCAGGAAUCCGCCCGGUUCGAGGGACUACUCGAUAGAGCAGGAAUGGCAGCUCUUUCGCUGCACUCUGCUGGCUUUGAUGGGCUUGACCGCUGCUCCGGAUGUGGAGGCGGGCGAGGGAUACGAUGGCAGGUGUGCCACGCCGCCUUUAAAUGCUCAUUUCGGUGGAGUAGGAACAGCGAAUGCCACUGGUUCCGGCGACGGAUCCAAUUGCAGCUCCAAUUCCACGCUGGGCGCCCAGGAUGAGCCGAAGAAGCGGCGGAAGUACAACGAUUGCGAGGACUACACCGACGACGACUGGGAGUUCCUGCUGCUGCAGACGACACUCGCGCCCUGCGGUGCCGAUGGCCAUAGCUACAGCGUGAACAUCAGUGCGCCACUGUUCCAAAUGAUACCCGCCAUCUUCUUUAGCCUGCAUCUGCUGUACGAGGAUCUCAAGCUGGACGCUGUCUUCUAUGCGGCGCUUCCUUACCUGGCAACGUUCCUUCACCAGCUGGCCAUUGACAUGCAGCUGGACAGCUACGUGCUGCACUACAUCCUCGACUUCCCGGAGCUGUGCAAUCGCACGGGCCGCCAGUCGCUGCUGGGCGCCGAGCACGGAGCGAUGAUGCUGCACCAGGAGCUCCUCCGCGUGCCGGCACCCAGUGUGUUUGCCCAACUGGAGCACAUAGUCGUCGGCGAGGAGGAGGUGAUGCCCUACAGUUUUGUGGAGUGUGUAAACGAAAGGAGUCGCAAUUUGCUGCAGCUCGUUUCGCUGGUGGUUCAUGGACAGGAGCGUUUGAAGCACUGGUGGCAGCUCCUCGAGAUUCCCGAGGCCGUUCAGUCCAACUAUCCGCGGCGUGCGAAGCGCAGCAUUACGGCGGAUGCUCCACGCUGUCACCAGAUGCUCGAGUUGCUCCUGGCCAUGCGGUUGACUCGCCGGGAUAUUGAACGCUUUCCCGCCGCCGUUCAUUUGAUUGUGGCCGAGGCUCUGGAGGAGGCUCGCCUGUCGCCGCCCAUGGGCUGCAGCAUGGCCACCUAUGAGUUGAUUUUACGUCCCGAACUGGCUGCCCAUGCGCAGCUACCUUUCCUGGACACGACGACGUCGACGAGCACGGGGCAACCGCAUUGCGGGCGGGUCUACAAGGAGGAUUCCCUGUCGGCCAGAUGCCCGCCGAGCGGAGGAGCGGAAUCAGCGGAGUCAACGGAGCAGUUGCGACACGACGACAUGGAUAAUAUGGACACGAAGCUGCUGCGCCUGCGCUUCCCCGACGACAUGCGCGUGGAGGAGGUGCGCCGGCUGCUGAACAGCUCGGAACCGGUGGUCAUUGAGGUGCAGCAGGCGCCGGGCACCAGCGACCAUGAGUUUAUAGAGGAGCAGGAGAAGCAAUUGUUUGCUCUAUGCUCUCGUACGAUGACUUUACCUUUGGGACGUGGAAUGUUCACCCUACGCACAAUGAUGCCGCGACCCAGCGAUAGUCUGGCCAUGCCCAAGCUUUGCCUGGUGGGCAGGGAGCCGCUGAAAGGAACCACCAUUGAGAUGCAGCAGAUUGAAUUCCCGGCGAACAUGCAAAUGUGGCCAUCGUUUCACAAUGGCGUGGCCACUGGCUUGAAGAUCUCACCGCAGGCGCAGGACAUUGACUCCAAUUGGAUAGUUUACAAUAAGCCCAAGACGCAGGCUAAUAAUUCCCUGGAGCACGCUGGUUUUCUCAUGGCUUUGGGUCUAAAUGGUCACCUGAAAACGCUCUCCUUCAUGAGUGUCUACAAAUAUCUGGUGAAGUGCGAUGAGAUGACCAAUGUGGGUCUCCUGCUGGGCAUUUCGGCGGCCCAUCGCGGCACCAUGGAUACGAAAACCACGAAGUUAUUAAGCGUCCAUUUGGAGGCUCUACUACCCGCAACCGCCAUGGAGCUAGACAUACCGCAGAGCACACAGGUGGCCGCCUUGAUGGGCAUUGGUUUGCUGUAUCAGGGCUCCGCCAAGCGUCACAUUGCCGAGGUGCUGCUGCAGGAGAUUGGGAGACCGCCGGGACCCGAGAUGGAGAACAGCGUGGAGCGCGAAUCGUAUGCCAUGACCGCGGGACUCUCGCUGGGAUUGGUCACCUUGGGUCAGGGUGAAUCUCCCGCUGGGCUGAGGGAUCUGCAGCUGCCGGACACGCUGCACUAUUACAUGGUCGGCGGGGUGAAGCGACCGAUUAGCGGCUCGCAAAAGGAGAAAUACCGGCUGGCCUCGUUCCAAGUGCGCGAAGGCGAUAGCGUUAAUAUCGAUGUCACUGCACCGGGCGCCACUUUGGCCUUGGGACUGAUGUUCUUCGGUUCGGGCAAUGCGGCGAUUGCCGAGUGGAUGCAGCCGCCGGACUCGCGCUAUCUCCUCGAUAUGGUGCGACCCGAUUUCCUCCUGCUGCGCACGAUUGCCAGGGGCCUCAUCCUCUGGCAAGACAUCCGGCCGGACAGCGAGUGGUUCCACGCCCAGUUUCCCGCCAGUCUGCGCGUCCACCUGCGACUCCCGACGCGCGAUGAGGGCUCAAACGGUGAGGACGGCGACGUUGACUACGAGGCCAUCACGCAAGCCUACUGCAACAUCAUGGCCGGAGCGGCCUUUUGCAUUGGCCUCAAGUACGCCGGCACCGAGGACAUGGUGGCCUUCGCCACGCUGCGUGCGGUAAUCAAGGAAUUCCUCGGCUACCCGGGCACACCGAUGGGCGAGUGUGCCGGCCGCACCACCGUGGAGAGCUGCCUGAUGGUCCUGCUCAUCUCGAUUUCUCUCGUUUUUGCCGGUUCCGGCAACUGCGAGAUCCUGCGCAUCAUUCGCUAUUUAAGAUCACGCGUGGGUCCGCAGUAUCCGCACAUCACCUACGGCUCCCACAUGGCCAUACACAUGUCGCUGGGGCUGCUGUUCCUCGGCGCCGGUCGCUUCACCAUCGCCAAGACGCCGGAAUCGAUAGCGGCGCUGGUCUGCGCCUUCUUUCCCAAGUUUCCCAUACACAGCAACGACAAUCGUUACCAUCUGCAGGCGCUGCGACAUCUCUAUGUGCUCGCCGUGGAGCCGCGCCUCUUUCUGCCCCGCGACAUCGAUACCCAUCAGCUGUGUUUGGCCAACAUUUCGGUGCUGGAAGUGGGCGCCACCGAGCUGCGCCGCCUGCCCAUCGCUCCCUGCAUCCUGCCGGUGCUGAGCAGCCUGCAGCGCGUGGUGGUGGACGAUGAGAACUAUUGGCCGGUGUGCUUCGAUCGCUCGCGCAACUGGCAUCAGUUGGAGAAGGCGCUCGAGAUGAGUGCACCGAUUGAUAUCAAGAAGCGAACUGGGUGUUUGUCUCAUUUGGAGGACCCCGACCGGCUGAAGAGCAUGCUGGCCCAGACUUUGACCAUGGAGCAGAGCAUCUGCUGGCAGAUCGACAUGAACGACCUGCAGCAGUUUGCCAGCGAGCGGAUGAUAAAGCAGUUCCUCAGUCGCUGUUUGGCCACCAAGGGCACGGAUUUGAGCUACCCGGAGCUGGUGAAGCGCCACCAGAUGAUGCUGCUCUUCUACAAUGCCGUGGUCAAGGAUCGGAUGCAUUUGCUGCCCGUUUACCUAACGCUAUACGAUCACGUGACCAAGUCCAUGCUGAACAACAUCGAUGUGUGGCAGCUAAAGCUGAUCGAUGCGUAUUUGAGUCGCAGCCAGGAGUCGGAGCAUCCACUAAUCUCCGUGGAGCUCAUCCAGAUGCUGCAGGAGCUCUUCAAGCAGGCCAUGGAGGACUCCACCCGGGAGUUAUGCCUGCCGCUGCGCGAGUUUCUCAGCCGCAAGCGUCUGGAGCCGAGCUAUGUGACCACUGUGAGUGGACCGGAUUUGCAGCGAGCCUUCUGUGUGAUCAAUUACUAUAAUUUGCUGCCGAAUAUGUUGAGUGGCGUGGAUUUGAGUGCGGGAACGGUGAACUAUAUGCGCAUACUGUACGAAUUCCGGCAGCUGAAUCUCGGGGCGCACACCAUCUUCGGGCUGCUCAAGAUCCUCCAGUCGCUCCAGACCACCGAGGUGGUAACUUUGGAUGAGGCGGCGCUAUUGGCCUACACCAUGGCCACCCAAUGAUCCCCGUUGGACAUUAUACUCUUGUGCGAAGCCUAGAAUACAUAUAUAUGUUGUAAUAUAUCCGCUUGAAACUCGAUAUUCAUUGG
Molecule: messenger RNA, 6270 nt
Organism: Drosophila takahashii
Lineage: Eukaryota; Metazoa; Arthropoda; Insecta; Diptera; Drosophilidae
Gene: shtd
Product: anaphase promoting complex subunit 1
Biological process (GO): metaphase/anaphase transition of mitotic cell cycle; anaphase-promoting complex-dependent catabolic process; protein K11-linked ubiquitination
Cellular component (GO): anaphase-promoting complex
Molecular function (GO): molecular adaptor activity
Source: RefSeq, a predicted model, not a curated record